Molecule: messenger RNA, 2495 nt
Organism: Haemorhous mexicanus (house finch)
Lineage: Eukaryota; Metazoa; Chordata; Aves; Passeriformes; Fringillidae
Gene: DUSP14
Product: dual specificity phosphatase 14
Exons: 3
Coding region: 368-964 (198 amino acids)
Biological process (GO): protein dephosphorylation
Cellular component (GO): cytoplasm
Molecular function (GO): MAP kinase tyrosine/serine/threonine phosphatase activity
Source: RefSeq, a predicted model, not a curated record
CCCCCCGUAGCCUGGUAACGGCGGCUCUGCGGGCGGGGGCGGCCCCGGCAGCCGCGGUCAGGUGGCACCGCCGAGACGGAGCCGGCCGAGCACGAUAAAAGUCCCGGCCCGCCGCAGCCACGGCCGCGAGGGAGCGCGGAGCCGCCGCCCGGGAGCCAUGCUCAGCGUUGGACACACUCCCUGAGCCACCCCAGCCCCAGAGCUCCGCGGUGCCGCUCCGUCACUUAGAGCAGGACUUUGUCACCAACUUGACUAAGCAGCGGGAGCUCUCGCUGUCCUGCCGCCACCAGGCCAGACAAUCCCUCCCUUGGCUGCAGAUCCCCUUGGCUCUCUUCCCAUAAUGGAAGCCUGAGUGCCAGGAUCCUCCAUGACCUCCAGAAGCCACAACUCCCUGCCGAGAACCCUGAUGGCUCCGCGCAUGCUCUCGGAAGGCGCCCUGGGGGGCAUCGCCCAGAUCACGCCCUCGCUGUACCUGAGCCGGGGCAGCGUGGCCUCCAACCGGCACCUGCUGCUGUCCCGGGGCAUCACCUGCAUCAUCAACGCCACCAUCGAGAUCCCCAACUUCAACUGGCCCCAGUUUGAGUACGUCAAAGUGCCUUUGGCCGACAUGCCCAACGCGCCCAUCUCGCUGUACUUCGACAGCGUGGCCGACAAGAUCCAGAGCGUGGCGCGGAAGCACGGGGCCGCGCUGGUGCACUGCGCCGCCGGCGUCAGCAGGUCGGCCACGCUCUGCAUCGCCUUCCUCAUGAAGUACCACAAGGUCUCCCUCUUCGAGGCCUACAGCUGGGUGAAGGCGCGGCGCCCCGUGAUCCGGCCCAACGUGGGCUUCUGGAGGCAGCUGAUAGACUACGAGAGGAAGCUCUUUGGGAAGACCACGGUUAAAAUGGUACAGACGCCCUACGGCAUCAUCCCGGACGUUUACGAGAGAGAGAGGAGACCCCUGAUGCCUUACUGGGGAAUUUAAUGGGACUGCAGAUGGGAAGCAGACUGGAGAUGUUCCCUUCUCCUUCUACAGCCAACUUUGGUUCUCUACCACACAGCAGAACCUCAAUUCUCACCUCGCUAACCUGCAAGGCCAACGAUUCCCUUCAAAGCAUUUUUCUCUAUGGGGAUUUCCCAUCUGCAUCUCUGAUUUAGUAAAACCAGGUCUCAUUAUAAGUUGAUUCCUUCCAUAAAGCCUCCAUCUUUUUUUCCUUUUUUUAGUCAGUUUAUUAGGAUCCUCCAGGGAAGGGCCUAAGAGGCAUUGGGCAGAGUGGAUGGCCCAAAUACGCUUCCUGCCACAGUAGUAGCCUGGAUAUUUUGUUAUAGCUUGUUUGCUUCCUUGCAAAACCCUGUAGUGGCUCGGGAGCAGCACUAGCGAGGCCCUGCUCCACAGCAGCAGGUUUUCCAAGCACCAGGGAGGCAGGAGUACAGGGGCUGUGGUGCUGGUGCUGGUGUUUUCUUUAACAUCCGUAGUGACUCUCAGUAUAUAGUGUUUGAGAUCUUUAGUCAGCUCUUAAUCGUAUUCAAAGUUAGGGGGGAAAAAGGGAAAAAACAAACAAACCAACAAAAAGAUUGAAUCAGCCCGUGUCGGCCACAAGUAAAAUAAAAAUUGAGCAAUUCAAAUCAAAUAAAUACAAGAUCCUUUUUCACUCAUUCCAUGCCAGGGCCAUAGCCCUGGAAUACACUUCAACCACUGGAAAAUGCUGGUGUGUUUUGUGGGUGGGAAGUUGACAGAUCUUGUCCAGAUGUGGCUCAAGGCAGAAGCAGGAGGGCUGAAGCCGCUGGGCAGCCAAAGAGACGCUCAGGAAUGUGUGCAUGGCCCUGCCCGGGCUGGGGCUGUGUGCCAGCAUCCAGCCCACCUGGGAGGGGUGAAUCCCCUGGGAGGGGUCAGUCCCCUCAGUUCCUGGGCUGGGGCUGUGUGCCAGCAUCCAGCAGCCAGCAGGCAGCCCACCCUGGGAGGGGUCAGUCCCCUGGGAGGGGUCAGUCCCCUCAGUUCCUGGGCUGGGGCUGUGUGCCAGCAUCCAGCAGCCAGCAGGCAGCCCACCCUGGGAGGGGUGAAUCCCCUGGGAGGGGUCAGUCCCCUCAGUUCCUGGGCUGGGGCUGUGUGCCAGCAGCCAGCAGCCAGCCCAGCCCCUGGGCUCCCCAGCUCCAGCUCCCCUCAGGACCUGCCUUAGCCCACUCCUGCCUCUCUCCAUUCCGUCCUCAAGGUUAUGCUGCAUUCCAGGGCUGCUCUUCUCUGUCCCCAGGGUGGUGACAGAGGCCUGGCCUCGCUCGGAGUGUGCCAGGAGUGACUCCAGCCCAGCCCUUCCCUGGAGAAGCCUUCCAGACUCCAGGGGCAGGGACUGGUUCCUUGGAGUGAGACUGGAGCCCGGGAGAGCCCCUGGUGCCCUGAGAAGGCCCCAGGGAGUUUCUGUUGCCUCUGGAGGAGGAGCAGGCAGAGUGCUGCCAUCGCUGUCUGAUUUCAAUGAGAUUCUAUACUUGUAAAAAACAAAUCAAUAAAGAUUAAACCAGAA